Messenger RNA from Arabidopsis arenosa, 1098 nucleotides. The record is from the annotation of a GenBank genome assembly. Lineage: Eukaryota; Viridiplantae; Streptophyta; Magnoliopsida; Brassicales; Brassicaceae.
AUGCACCAGCUACAUUUCAGCGGUGCAUGACUUCUAUCUUCUCGGAUUUAAUUGAGGAGAUGGUUGAGGUAUUCAUGGAUGACUUUUCCGUGUAUGGCUCCUCCUUCUCCUCUUGUUUGUCAAACUUGUGCAGGGUACUUUCUAGGUGUGAGGAGACAAACUUGGUACUCAACUGGGAAAAAUGCCAUUUCAUGGUUAAAGAAGGCAUUGUAUUGGGGCACAAAAUUUCAGAGAAGGGUAUAGAGGUUGACAGAGCAAAGAUUGAGGUUAUGGUGCAGCUGCAGCCACCAAGGAGUGUCAAAGAUGUGAGAAGUUUUCUGGGACAUGCUGGGUUUUAUAGAAGGUUUAUCAAGGAUUUCUCCAAGCUUGCAAGACCAAUGACAAGGCUGCUGUGUAAGGAAACAGAGUUUGAUUUUGAUGAGGAAUGCCUGAAAUCUUUUCAACUCAUCAAGGAAGCUAUGAUUUCAGCUCCAAUAGUCCAAGCUCCAAACUGGGACUAUCCAUUCGAAAUCAUGUGUGACGCUUCGGAUUACGCUGUAGGAGCAGUCUUGGGACAAAAGAUUGACAAGAAGCUCCAUGUCAUCUACUACGCAAGUAGAACAAUGGAUGAUGCUCAGGUGAAGUAUGCCAGAACAGAGAAGGAGUUAUUAGCAGUUGUUUUUGCAUUUCUGCUUAUUUCAUUUGAAGUACUCGACCACACACAGUGGUUUAGAAACGGACUGUGUGGUAGAGUACAUUUGUUGCAGUUUCUGUUUGGUACUCGACCUGAUACUCGACCACAUCCAGUGCUUGGCAUCAAGCUGUGUGAUCGAGUAUAUUGCAUGUUUCUGUUAGAAUUUCUGUUUUUGCAUGAUCACCUAGGACUGUUAGAAACACCAAAACCUGUUAUUGCUUGGCUUGACUCUGUGAAAUCUGAUUGCAUCUUGAUUGCUAGCAUCACACCCAUUUGGAUUGACACCUUAAAUACUGCAAUGACAUGAUAGUAAUUUAAGGAAUUGAGAACUAGUUAAAAUCUUACUAUCACUCCAAAACCGAAAACUUACAGGACUUCGGUCAUACCCACAAAGCUCUUAGAGGCAAUAAGAAGAUUGGUUAGUG